CUUCAUUAUUCAAGGCCUUCCAAGGUUCAGGGCCCAUCACCAAAGUGUUACUGAUAAUCUUAUCUGAUCCUUUUCACACUGACAGCGCUAGCGGCGGCUAGGCCCAAAGCGGAACAGCUGUCCCGCCAUUUUUCUAUCGAUACCGAUUUUCGGCCGCUUUCUUGUCCACUCCAGAAGGACGCUCGUCGCCUCGUCCUGCAUUGCUGUCGCCGUGCCAGCGGUACCCCCACGGGGAUGUCGGAAGUUAUUGACACACAAGCGCCGCCGAGCGCAGGAGCGACUGCUGUUAAAGGAAUGCGGAAGAACGGCAAGCAAUGGCAUCAAACGAAGACGGCGUUCCGGCCUCGGACGAACCAGAGCUCUUUCGAGAAGCGAGCUGCAGAGACGAAGGCGCUUGCCGCGAUCAAGGCAAAGGAGAAGGAGAUGAAGGACGAGAAGGAAGCUGAGCGACAGCGGCGAGUUGAAGCUAUUCGGACAAAACGUGCAGCGAAAGAAGAGCGAGAGCGAUACCAGAAGAUGGAAGAGAAGAUGCACAAGAAGCGCGUCGAGCGCCUAAAGAGGAGGGAAAAGCGCAACAAGAUGCUCAAGGCCUGAGCGGCAUGUGCUGCUCUGUAGAAGCAUGCGACCGCUCAAACUUUCUCCUGCCGCUACCUUGGAGCGAGGGACGCCAGCUACAAUCAGCUGUCACUAAAGCAAAGGACGUAACGAGGCGGUGAUCAUGGAUGACCGCCUUCCAGCCCGCGCAGAGGCAGUAACGUUACUUCCAGCGUCAAUGACGGGUACGACGGGUACGACGGGUCCAUGGUGACGGCACCGUAUGAACGACGGCCUAUAUGAACACUGGAUGUGGGUAUGAUAAGGGCGCCGUCGCGAAUGCCGUAUCUCCUAUCUGAAUAUCCAGCACCCUGCAACGCUCUGGGAACUAACCCAGUGUACCUCAUAGUUCUUGUUGAGAAAUGUGACUUUUGAGGGCCUUCGAC
Molecule: messenger RNA, 980 nt
Organism: Trematosphaeria pertusa
Lineage: Eukaryota; Fungi; Ascomycota; Dothideomycetes; Pleosporales; Trematosphaeriaceae
Exons: 3
Coding region: 235-594 (119 amino acids)
Source: RefSeq, a predicted model, not a curated record